Fusarium falciforme is the source of this 465-nucleotide messenger RNA. RefSeq lists its product as hypothetical. Lineage: Eukaryota; Fungi; Ascomycota; Sordariomycetes; Hypocreales; Nectriaceae. The record is from RefSeq and is a predicted model, not a curated record. The coding region runs from base 1 to 465 and encodes 154 amino acids. The transcript has a single exon.
AUGUUCGGCUCAUACGGCUCUUACAGCUCCAUGUGCGCUUCCUCUGCGCCCAUGGAUAUCACCUCGCGCAGCAGCUUCACCUCUCACGACUCGGCCUGCGCUUUCCCUUCUUGGCCUCGACGCGAAUCUCUCUCCGAGUCCGACCGCGAGGAACGCCCUACGUCUUAUCUCUCCGACGACGACCUGUUCCUCCCCGACCCCUUCGACGAUGACGCCCGAAGCGUCUCCAGCGCCGGCAGCUCUUCUCCUGGCGCCAUCGCCUCUCCUCCCAACGUCAUCUCCGACUUCGAGCUCCUCCAGGCUGAGCGCGAGCGCCAGGCGGCCAUGCAGCGCGAGUUCAUCCGCGUCGUCGCCAUGGAGAAGGAGCGUCGCCGUGCCGCCGCCGCACGAAAGCAGCGCCGUAGCAGUUCCAACAAGAAGAGUCCCAAGACCAAGCUCACCUCCAUCCAGGAGUCUGCUGAGUAG